Messenger RNA from Betta splendens (Siamese fighting fish), 1384 nucleotides. RefSeq lists its product as uncharacterized. The coding region runs from base 125 to 1123 and encodes 332 amino acids. The record is from RefSeq and is a predicted model, not a curated record. Lineage: Eukaryota; Metazoa; Chordata; Actinopteri; Anabantiformes; Osphronemidae. The transcript has 8 exons. Gene Ontology annotation, cellular component: tRNA-splicing ligase complex.
UCCCGCCAGUAGGUGGAGCUGUGAGACGCCUCUCCAUUAAAAAGUAAAGAGAAAGCACUAGUUGUAAACACGCUUGCUGAAUCAACUUUAACCAGAAGUAUAGUGUCAUCGGCGAAUAGUGACGAUGCAGAGGAGCGCGGGGACUAUUAAAGCCAUUCGGGCUCUAGGGUACCCCGGAGGUUCGUGCAUCGCGAGGUGUCGGUGCGAUGAGCUUCCCUGCCCGCUGCUCACAUGGCUGUGUGCGGAGCUGAGGUCUCUGUGUCCAGAGCUGCAGGACCCAUCUAGGAGAGGCGACGUCGUGCUGAUGGGAGACCUCAGAAAUAUUCUGACCAAACUGUCCUCGCCUCUCUUGACCUUUGACGAGCUGGGGUCAGAGGUCCUCGACAGAGUCACUGAGUUCCUUGUGUCAGAGCUGCAAGCAGCUCACAUUAUGAAAAAUAAGGAGUCUCGUCCCGAGGUGAGGACGACUGAAGAGGAGCCUGAGAAGGAGCAGCGAGCCGAAGACCAGAGCCAUGAACCUGAAGAUGAUGACGAUGCAAGGAUGGCAGAGAUGCAGGCAGAGUGGGUGUUACUGCUGCGUGCUCUUGACAUGUCCACCUGCUCUGAAUUUACACUUGUGUUAAGUGAGGUGGAGUCUAGGGUUGCUCAAAUACAGUGUACAGACAAGACCAAGCCUCUUCUCAGCAACAGCCUCAGCUCAGAGCAGUGGACGCAGGUUGAAGAGCUCAAUCGACGGCUGUCAAAAGACUAUCGCUGCCGUCGGCAAAUGAUGAUCAAGCGUUUUCAGGUCACGCUAGAGUCAUUUACUUGGGGAGAAAAGACAAAGGAGUGCAGUGAAGCGCUCGCCUCUGUGCCUCCUCUAGCGUCCCUGGCUGAAAGCUCUCGAGUGUCCCUGUCUCUUCUGCUCGCUGCUCGAGUAAAUCGUUCCUUUAUUGAUCCAAUCAAGGCUGGAAAAAGCACCCAUGUUUACAAGACACUCAUGGGCAGUGUGCCAGACCGAGGAGGACGACCAGGAGAAAUUGAGCCUCCUAUGCCAGUGUGGGAAAAUCAAAGGGCAAAAGGAAACCGGUCAGGGCGUGGAGGUGGACACCAUCAACGGCGCAAAAAAGGGAAAAAAGACUAAUACGUUUAUAUCGUAAAUAUCUGUAAGCAAAAAUGCAAGCAAAAAUUGUGUAACCGAAAUUUUUUAUUUUGAUUCUUAGUUAUUGUUUGUGUACAUUUCUAAAAUAGCUGUUCAUAGCUAUAUUGUGCUGGACUGUAAACCAGAUAUUUUUGUAUUUUUUUUUUUAAUGAAGCAAAACAGAAGAAAUAAUUAAUAUAUAUCUUUGCCUUGCCAAUGUAUUGGUAGGUUUGUUUACAAAAUAAUAAACCUGCUGUACACAGG